Messenger RNA from Pisolithus orientalis, 828 nucleotides. RefSeq lists its product as uncharacterized. NCBI's taxonomy places the organism in Eukaryota, Fungi, Basidiomycota, Agaricomycetes, Boletales, Pisolithaceae. The transcript is spliced from 4 exons. Bases 1 to 828 code for a protein of 275 amino acids. The record is from RefSeq and is a predicted model, not a curated record.
AUGUACCUUCUACCGCGACUCGGCCCGAGAAGUAGACAGGUGUUAGGGGUCAUUGUGAAGUGUUCUAGCAGUGCCUCCAACUUGUUCCGUCAAGCAGGAUCCAGAGCAUAUGGCGAUCGAUCGAAACGGAUGAAUGCCUUUAACACGACAAGUGGCAUGGCUCCCGAUGCACGAACUUCCAAGUCAGGGCUCGACAAUUUUAAGACUUCGGAUGCCACGUUAUUGGCCAUAUGCACACGCUGGAUGUGCAUGGCGUUUACACGAGUCUUGGCCAUCGGCACCUUGAAGCCAUUCACAUAUCAUCUUGGCGUCUAUGGGGGUGGAGGGUCCGACUUUGAGAUCUGGGUGGGUGAAAAAGAAACCUCGAAUGGCAUAUGGCCCGGAAACGGGAACAUGUGCUGGUCGUCUUUAGUUGCAAUUUGGCCCCACUAUCCGCUCCAACACCUUAGCUACUGCGUAGUAACUUCCUUCGGCGUUAUACGGUGGGCGACGACUGGUCCGAGUAGGGAUUACCAAUCGAUGCCUUACCUACUGCUCUGGAGAAUCGGGAUCAGAACGGCGCCCUCAGGUGACGAAGGAGAUGUAUCGUAUCCCUUUCUCUGGCUUCCUGGGCGCGAGCAGCACGGGGUGAAUGAGCCUGAAGAUACACACCAUACAAUGCAAACUGUUUAUGAGCAUCGGAGGCAUCUUAUCAGCGGAUGCAGCAAAAUUGUAUUUGGUAAGAAGGUCUGUCUUCGGGAGGAUAAAAGAUAUGAGUUCUUCUUUCAAGGCAAACGUGGUGGCACGAUGGUUCACGUAAAGAGUUGGGGCACUGAACUCUGGGUAUGA